This is a messenger RNA of Antrostomus carolinensis (chuck-will's-widow), 1680 nucleotides long. RefSeq names its product FAM20B glycosaminoglycan xylosylkinase (gene FAM20B). Lineage: Eukaryota; Metazoa; Chordata; Aves; Caprimulgiformes; Caprimulgidae. Gene Ontology annotation, biological process: proteoglycan biosynthetic process. The record is from RefSeq and is a predicted model, not a curated record. Gene Ontology annotation, cellular component: Golgi apparatus. The coding region runs from base 1 to 1230 and encodes 409 amino acids. The transcript is spliced from 7 exons. Gene Ontology annotation, molecular function: phosphotransferase activity, alcohol group as acceptor.
AUGAAGCUAAAGCAGCGAGUUGUGCUAUUGGCCAUCCUCCUCGUCAUCUUCAUUUUCACAAAAGUUUUCCUUAUUGACAACUUGGACACCUCAGCUGCCAACCGGGAGGACCAGCGCGCCUUUCACCGGAUGAUGGCCAGCCUCCAUGUCGAACUGGACCCCCGGCUUGACCAUACGUUGCAGUCCCCCUGGGAGAUUGCAGCCCAAUGGGUGGUGCCCCGGGAGGUGUAUCCCGAGGAGACACCCGAGCUAGGGGCUGUUAUGCAUGCCAUGACGACAAAGAAAAUAAUAAAAGCUGACGUGGGAUACAAAGGGACCCAACUGAAAGCUUUGCUGAUACUUGAAGGAGGACAGAAGGUUGUCUUCAAACCCAAGAGGUAUGCCAGGGAUUAUGUAGUGGAAGGAGAACCAUACGCUGGCUAUGACAGACACAACGCAGAAGUGGCAGCCUUUCACUUGGAUAGAAUUCUGGGUUUCCGACGAGCUCCACUGGUGGUUGGCAGGUUUGUGAAUCUACGUACAGAGAUCAAACCAGUUGCCACAGAGCAACUUCUGGGUACCUUCAUGACUGUGGGUAAUAACACUUGCUUCUAUGGAAAGUGCUACUAUUGUCGGGAAACAGAACCAGCUUGUGCAGAUGGGGACAUCAUGGAGGGGUCAGUGACUCUGUGGUUACCGGAUGUCUGGCCUCUUCAGAAGCAUCGGCACCCAUGGGGUAGGACUUACCGUGAAGGCAAACUCGCCAGAUGGGAGUAUGAUGAAAGUUACUGUGAUGCUGUGAAGAAGACUUCACCCUAUGACUCGGGCCCUCGUCUCCUUGAUAUCAUUGACACCGCUAUCUUUGACUAUUUGAUUGGGAAUGCUGACCGGCAUCACUAUGAGAGUUUCCAGGAUGAUGAAGGAGCCAGUAUGCUCAUCCUCCUGGAUAAUGCCAAAAGCUUUGGAAACCCUGCCCUGGAUGAAAGAAGCAUCUUGGCUCCUCUUUAUCAGUGCUGCAUCAUCCGGGUUUCUACCUGGAACAGACUCAAUUACCUGAAGAAUGGAGUACUGAAAUCUGCCUUAAAAACUGCUAUGUCUCAUGACCCCAUCUCACCAGUGCUUUCUGACCCUCAUCUGGAUGCCCUAGACCAGCGGCUUCUCAGCAUUCUGGCUACAGUGAAGCAGUGCACAGACCAGUUUGGGCCAGAUGUUGUGCUGGUGGAAGACAGGAUGACACUGUCUCAUUUGUAAUUGUAGUGGAACACAGAUGAAACUCCUUUUUUAAAAACAAACAAACAAACAAAAAAGUGAUAGAAAAACAGCACAAUCAGUUCAGAAAGGCUGUGGCCAAGAUGGACUGAAAUGAACAGGAAAGUUUCUGAACCAGAGGAACAGAGGUGACGCUGGCUUUUACCUUGGGCUGACAGCAGUGAGAGGUGGGAAGUGGGAGCCUUGGAUGGCUCAGUACCCGUAAUGGCAUCUUGGCCGUUGUGGCGUGUCCAUUGCCGGCAGUGGACAUUGCACUGGAUAAAAAUGGCUCUUGGUGUUGGUGGAAGUGUGUGGAAUACAGACACUAAUUUGUGGACUGAAUCUACAGGGGACAAACAGAGAUGAACAGUAUGAUCCUCUCCCCUUCUCUUCUUCACACAUACUCUUGCGAGUUUUUGUCUGAUUCAGGGUUGUACAUAAUCAGCUGUGAGC